Molecule: messenger RNA, 3963 nt
Organism: Melanotaenia boesemani (Boeseman's rainbowfish)
Lineage: Eukaryota; Metazoa; Chordata; Actinopteri; Atheriniformes; Melanotaeniidae
Gene: prom1a
Product: prominin 1a
Exons: 29
Coding region: 278-2977 (899 amino acids)
Cellular component (GO): cell surface; prominosome; microvillus
Molecular function (GO): cholesterol binding
Source: RefSeq, a predicted model, not a curated record
CAUCGAAGAAAGGGAGACGGUGGAGAAGAUCACCCGGUUUACGUCCGUCAAGGAGCCUCAGACCGCAGGGAGCGAUGCUCAGAAUGAGUCGCUGCGCGGGCAGCAGCACUUAAAAGCUGCGGUCCAGCCACUGGAAGACUUUUAUAUUUACUGUCACCCUUUCUCCUGUGUAUUUCUCAGCCCAUUUGAUAGAAAAUACAGGAGUCCAGGCAGUCGUCGUCCAGUUUGUUCGGCUUUUUGAGUAUCUAGUUUGACGACAGGUGUGUGUUUGGGCACGAUGUGGAAGACCGGAAUCCUGGUGCUGCUGUUGCUGUCGGUGCUCUCGGUGUCUGGCGAACUUCAACAAGAGUCCGAGCCCCGGAGACUCCCACCCCCGGGAAAGUUGGAUUUCGGCUAUGUGCCUGCGGGAGUUUAUGAGACACUCGCCCAUUACGAACCGGGACCCAUCGGAAUUCUGUUUCACUUGGUGCACGCUUUCCUGCAUGCGGUGCAGCCCAACGCUUUCCCCCACGAUCUUAUUGUCAAACUGGCAAAGGACAAGUUUGGAGCCAUUCAGACAGAAUACCAAAAGCCAGAGAACAUAGUGCUGACCCUUCAGGCUAUCUACUACGAGAUAGGCUUCGUAGUAUGUGCAGCAGUGGGGCUUCUGUUCGCCAUUCUGCUGCCGAUAGUCGGGCUCUUCUUCUGCAUGUGCCGCUGCUGUGACAACUGCGGUGGCGAGAUGCACCAACGCCAGAGGAAGAACGCAGACUGCCGGCGUGGUCUGCUGGGAACACUACUCUUCUCCACCUCACUGGUCAUCACGAUUGGAGUGCUGUGUGCAUAUGCUGCCAACCAGAAUCUAAGCUCUCAGGUGAAGAACAUACGACGACUUGUCAACAGUAACAUGAGGGACCUGCACACCUUUGCAAAUGACACACCAAUGCAAAUUGAUUACCUAACAUCCCAAUACGCCACAGCUAAAAACAAAGUCAUCUAUGACCUAGAUAAUAUAGGUCCAUUGUUGGGAGGAAUGAUACAUGAGCAGCUGGAUAAAGAGGUCCACCCUGCCUUGGACCAGGUGCUCAAUAUGGCUGGAGCCAUGCGAGAAACCAAGGAGGCUCUGGAGAAUGUCAGUGUGUCUCUGGUGGUCCUCCAAGAAGGAACGGGGAAACUUAAUUUCAGUCUGAACAAAGUCCGCAGCAGCAUCAACCGCACCCUCAACGACCCCGGCUGUCACGACGAGGAGUCGGAUGCCACCACAGCCCAGCUGUGCCAAAACAUCCGUCAAUCACUAUCACAGCUGCAGAUAAGCGCUAAUUUUACACGGCUAUCCAAUGUGAACCCUCAGCUGGAAAAGGUGAAAGAUGUUGUAAAAACAGACCUCAGCGACAUUGUUCAGAGGGGCUUCUCAUCUUUAAACGACACACCACAUAUGGUGAUUGAACAGACCAGAGGUGUUGUCAACAAUGUGCAGAAUUUGGUGGAUGGCAUUGGGAACAAUAUCAGCAGCUUUUCCAAAGCUUUUCCAGUGCAGAGCUUUCUCUCUAACUUCACCAUCUUCAUUAGCCACGCACAUGCCAAGAUUGAGGACUACUACCCUGAAAUAGACCAAAUUGACUUCUACAGGUGGAUUGGCUGUAUUGCUCUGUGCUGCAUGGUGGUCCUUGUCUUGGCCUUUAACUACCUGGGUCUCCUGUGUGGCACUCUGGGAUAUGACAAGCAUGCCUCACCAACAACACGAGGAUGCAUCUCCAACACAGGAGGAACAAUGUUAAUGGCCGGCGUUGGAUUUAGCUUCAUUUUCUCCUGGGUGCUGAUGGUAGUGGUGACAACCAUCUUCCUUGCUGGAGGAAACAUGGAGAAACUUGUUUGUGAACCUUUCCACACCAAGGACCUCUUCAAGGUUGUGGACACCCCACAUCUGAUCAACCCUGAGUGGAAGAACUUUAUUCCAGGCUACAUGUACAACGACUCUGAACUGGACCUGACGACAGAGAGCUUGUACAGCACUUGUAAACAGAACAAAGGCAUCUACUCUGCCAUGCGCCUGGACAAGGUCUUCAACAUCUCUUCUUUCCUGAACGCCACAGUGUUCACAAAGGAUGUAUUGGGUCACCUGGAGAGCAUUAAGAUCGACCUGAGAGGGAUAAUGCUGUUGGAAGCAGAGGGAAAGCAGAACCUCAGAGAUUUCUCUGAAGCAGGGCUAUCAGAGAUCAACUAUGCCGACUACCUGGAAGAGGUGAAUAAAGGAGUCACUGUAGUAGAUGUGCUCUCAUUUGCCAGAGAACUGGAGUCCCAAACAGACCUCAUGCCCAGGGGCCCUCUGCAGACAGCUCUGAAAAGCCACAUUGGCACUCUGCAGCAGAUCCACAGACAGCAGAUCAUCCCCAUGGAGCAGGCUAUGAAAUAUGUCAGAGCAAGGAGUUCUUUAAACCAGAGCAUGAGGUUCCUGGAGAGAACAGCCUCAGACCUCCCAAACAAAGUCAUAGCUGUUCUUGAUGCCAUUGAAGCUGCUCAGUACCUCAUCUCCCACAAUGCAACGCUCUUAGUCAAUCAGGAAACAAGGAAAUAUACAGCAACCAUUAUUGGCUACUUCCAUCAAUAUAUAGAAUGGGUAAAAACAUCUUUGGCCCUGGAAGUUGCCCCAUGCAAGCCCUUCAGCAACAUUUUGGACACAGCGGAAAUCAUGACCUGUAGUUUCUUAGUGGACUCUAUGAACACUUUCUGGAUGGGCCUGGGCUGCAGCACCCUCUUCCUGCUCCCGAGCAUCAUCCUAGCAGUGAAACUAGCCAAGUACUACCGCAGGAUGGACACCGAGGAUGUUUAUGACGACAAUGAGACAAUUCCCAUGAAAAAUAUGGAAAUUGGUAAUAAUGGUUAUCAUAGUGAGCGCUCACAAGGUAUUCCUAAUCCUAUGAUGACAAGCAUCCCUACCUAUGAUACCAUGAACAGGUUCCCACGGGCCUCGGCUCCUCCGAGGCACAUCGACUGGUGAUGGAGAGCCAGUUCUUGUUCUGGCUCCUGAAAGUGCCCUCGAAAACUGGAACUAAAGUACACCACACUGUUUCACAGUUUUUCAGACUGGAGGGAGCCCACUGAAAGCCUGUUUCCUCACAACAGAUGAAGAUCACAGACAGUCUUGCAGGUGUUUUUUCAACAGUCAACUCAACCUCCUCUAUCAGGCAGAUCACUGCCUUUUGUGCAGUUACUGCCUGAAGGAUAUGAAACACUUCUCCCCUCAGCAUCAAUCUGAGCCAAGCUUUCUUUUCAAAGGACUGCUGUGUCAGCGUUUACAUUUGUUCAGGUACAAAAACCUAGCUUAAAAAAACAAAAAGAAACCAUUCAGAGGACAUGACAUUAACUGUGACAUUUGCUCUUUUCAAUGCUCUUAUUUGUGCUUAAAAACAGAAGCUGAAUGCUUACCUGAAGGUCACGCCAAGCUGAGAGGACUCGUGUUUACCCUCAGCACUUAAAAAAGGAUGUGACACUUUCAGCUUAAGCUAAUUUUAAAGGUGUUACAGCGUGUCAGUACGUCUGUGACCAAAGUUGAAUUUUAAGUGUGUUUUGCUGGAAAUGAAACAUCCUUUUAAGACAAAUUGUGAAAUGGAAGUGUGUUAUCUUAGCCCCUGGUGAUUGUUUGAUCAAACCAGUACCAACACAGACAAAGUUUUGGAGUUUUUGUAAAAAAAAUAAAUAAAUAAAACAAUAAAAAUAAAAAUAAUGAGCAUGAUUUAAAAAAAAAAAUGUUUACAAUAUUAUAGGAAAGUUUGGUUUUGGUGGUUUUUGAUUCACAUUGGAAAUGAUUGGUUGCCUUUGAGAUGCAUUUUCCAGCCCAAUAAUUAAAUAUGUUCCUUUUCAAAACAGAAAAUACCACUGAACACGCUUAAACUGUUGAAAAUUGAGGAAGUGUUUUUGUUGUAGUGUUUUAAAAUGUAUACUUUUAAACUAUGCUAAUAUUCACUUCACCUGUGCCAUCUACAG